Zea mays is the source of this 757-nucleotide messenger RNA. RefSeq lists its product as uncharacterized. Bases 87 to 728 code for a protein of 213 amino acids. The transcript has 2 exons. The record is from RefSeq and is a predicted model, not a curated record. Lineage: Eukaryota; Viridiplantae; Streptophyta; Magnoliopsida; Poales; Poaceae. Gene Ontology annotation, molecular function: protein binding.
CGUCGUCUCUAAAUCUCCCUCAACCAGUGCCACUUCCCUAUGCGCAGCGCCCAGACCCCUUUUCCUCGUUCAUCCCACGACUAAAAAUGAAAUCGUCUCUCCCUUCUUUGCCUGGUCAUGCGCGCUGUCGCAGCCACGCUCGCCUCCGCCGACAAGCUUCUUCGCGUGUGGUCUUCCUCCGAUCUCACCCCCGUUGCGGAGCUCAAGAGCCAUGGAGAGAGUGUCUCGGACCUCUCUUUCUCCCCCGACGGCCGCCUCCUUGCCGGCUUGCCCCCACAUCUGAUGACCGCACCAUCCACAUCUGGGAUCUCGCCGUCGGCGGAGGAGCCCGCCUCCCCAAGACGCUCACGGGCCACACCAACUACGUCUUCUGCGUCUCCUUCAGCCCCCAUGGCAACGUCCUCGCCUCGCCUCCGGGUCCUUCGGCGAGACGGUGCGCGUAUGUGCCUCCGCGUGCUGCUUGCCCCUCUGAAUCCAUCACCGUCGUGCUGCCUGCAAGGCCAGCCGGCAGCCAGCGUGCCCCCUGCAGCACGGCUGCGGCCAGACCAGUCAGCCUCCCCUCCGGCUGUGCGGUGGCCAGCCAGCUGGCUCCGGCGAGCACCCAGCGCCAUGGAUGGUCUCAUGCCCGCAUGUGCGUGAGGAAGAAAGAUCGCGAUUCGUUUCCGAGCUUCAAGGAAUCAACGAUCAAGCGUUGGCGACCAAGUGAUCAAGCUCUCUGUGUUCUAUGAGGUUGAAGAUCCUGAGCAUCUGUUUGAAG